CCGCUCCAAUGACGCUGGUCUAAUAGAUACCAGCAGCGAAAAUGGCGGCGCUACGAGCUACGGUGCUCUCGGGCAGUGGGAGAGCGCUCCUGAGCACCCCGAAAACCAUCAAGACUCCCACGGCAAACAUGUCCUUCUCGGCUCUCCCACGGGGUAAGAAGGUGGCCCUGACUACGAUUGGGGUGCUCACAGCAGGAGGAGCUGGGCUGGCUCUGGCUCUGCAUCAGUCGGUCAAAGCCUCGGAUCUGGAGCUGCAUCCACCUCAUUAUCCAUGGAGCCAUGCAGGGCCCCUGUCGGCUCUCGACCACGCCAGCGUGCGCCGUGGAUACCAGGUGUACAAACAGGUGUGCUCAGCCUGCCACAGUAUGGAGUACCUGGCCUUCAGAAACCUGGUGGGAGUAUCGCACACGGAGGCUGAGGUCAAGGCCAUUGCUGAAGAGGCAGAGGUUGUGGACGGACCUGAUGAAAAUGGAGAGAUGUUCACUCGUCCUGGAAAGCUGUCGGAUUAUUUCCCAAAGCCAUAUCCAAACGCUGAAGCCGCUCGAGUGGCCAACAAUGGAGCGCUGCCCCCGGACCUCAGCUACAUCGUCAAUGCCAGGCACGGAGGAGAGGACUACGUUUUCAGCUUGUUGACCGGUUACUGCGAGCCGCCUGCAGGGGUCUCUGUGAGGGAAGGACUGUAUUAUAACCCCUAUUUCCCAGGACAGGCUAUUGGUAUGGCCCCACCCAUCUACAACGAGAUCCUGGAGUAUGAUGAUGGAACUCCUGCCACCAUGAGUCAGGUGGCUAAAGAUGUGUGCACGUUCCUGAGGUGGGCUGCUGAGCCAGAGCAUGACCAGCGCAAACGCAUGGGACUGAAGCUUCUCAUGGGCUCCGCUAUCCUCCUGCCUCUGCUUUACUACAUGAAGAGGCACAGGUGGUCCGUACUCAAGAGCAGGAAGAUCGCCUACAGACCUCCAAAAUGAAACUACUAUACUCCCAGACCUUCAAAAUAAGACAUCACAACACAACUACCAA
Periophthalmus magnuspinnatus is the source of this 1017-nucleotide messenger RNA. It is a transcript of the gene cyc1, whose product is annotated as cytochrome c1, heme protein, mitochondrial. The transcript is spliced from 7 exons. Gene Ontology annotation, molecular function: heme binding; electron transfer activity. The record is from RefSeq and is a predicted model, not a curated record. Gene Ontology annotation, biological process: mitochondrial electron transport, ubiquinol to cytochrome c. Lineage: Eukaryota; Metazoa; Chordata; Actinopteri; Gobiiformes; Gobiidae. The coding region runs from base 42 to 965 and encodes 307 amino acids.